Saccoglossus kowalevskii is the source of this 737-nucleotide messenger RNA. RefSeq lists its product as uncharacterized. Lineage: Eukaryota; Metazoa; Hemichordata; Enteropneusta; Harrimaniidae. Gene Ontology annotation, molecular function: adenine phosphoribosyltransferase activity. The record is from RefSeq and is a predicted model, not a curated record.
CACAGAGGUCAUUGGGGUCAUCAUGGCUUCAGUGAGUACGCACUGAGUCUUAUUAAUUGAGCAAAGACCGUAUUAUCUAACACUACAGAAUGUCAGAAAAACGAGAAAAACAUUGGUAUCUGUCGUUGAUGGCACCCAAUGUCAAAGGGCAAGGAUAUUCGUGGAUUGAUCCGUCAAGGAUGUAUGUUAACACCGAGGCUUUUCAAGAAUGCGUUCGUGAUUUGGUAGCUGCAUUUGACCCUGAUGAAAUAGACUUAGUUGCUGGGAUAGACCCGUUUGGUACAACGUUAGCUUCUGCGAUCGCAUUUCACCUCAAAAAAGGCUAUCUAUCUGUUCGUCAGAAAGGCGUUUUCUGUGUGGAAACAGUGUCAGCUGGAUAUAAAGACUGGAAAGGGUCUGAACUGACAGUUGAGAUAAGAAAGGACGCUUUUGCUGAAGGUACACGAGUUCUCGUGGUUGACCAGUGGAUUGAGUCUGGCGGUACUAUGUAUGCUACUAUAGAUAUUAUCGAGAAACUCAAAGGAAUAGUUGCAGGUAUUGCAGUAAUCUGCAUAGAAGAUACAGAGAAUAGUAAAGCACUGAAAGAAAAAUAUAAAUGUUCUCAUUUGAUACCACCACAGUUACAAAAACAAUUCAAUAAACAUCAGUUAGAUAGUUUCAAACUUUUUGAAGAAGGUAGAUCAGGUCUUGCAUACCAAGCCAAACAUGAAGACCGCGAUGAGCAGAGAUUAUGCUAA